AUGCCAUGCCGGAUGCCGGAGGGUAGGCAGGCAGCAGCGGCGGCGGACUCGUCGUCGUCCUCAAUUCUCCUUGGAUUGGAUCAAAUUCAAAAUCCUCGUGCUGUGGUUGCUCUGUACUGGACUCGAUUCCUCACUCCUGUCCCGAGUUGUGCUGUGCUGUUGACCAGACGGACCGCAGGAGAUUCAUCCCGUCCCCUCCGCUUCUCCUUGUGCUGCUCUGCUCUGCUCUGCAUCAUGUCGGAGAUGAAGGACUCCAAUGCGCCUGCUGCACUUGAUGGAAAUCCUCAACCUAUGGACCAAACUGAAGACAAUUCUAUGCCCUCAGCUCAGCAACAGGAAGAAGCAAUCAAGAAGAAGUUUGGAGGACUAAUGCCAAAAAAGCCACCACUCAUCUCAAAGGAUCAUGAGCGGGCCUACUUUGAUUCUGCUGACUGGGCUCUAGGAAAGCAAGGUGUCGCUAAACCAAAAGGACCACUGGAGGCACUUAGGCCAAAGCUGCAGCCAACACGCCAACAGCAGCAACAACGAGCAAGGCGCUCUAUUUACACUUCGUCAGAAAACGAGGACGGAGAUGGUGCUGGUACUGAGGAUAUGAGCAUCAACUGA
Messenger RNA from Miscanthus lutarioriparius, 606 nucleotides. NCBI's taxonomy places the organism in Eukaryota, Viridiplantae, Streptophyta, Magnoliopsida, Poales, Poaceae. The record is from the annotation of a GenBank genome assembly.